Carassius auratus (goldfish) is the source of this 4778-nucleotide messenger RNA. RefSeq names its product homeobox protein Hox-C4a. Lineage: Eukaryota; Metazoa; Chordata; Actinopteri; Cypriniformes; Cyprinidae. The transcript is spliced from 4 exons. The record is from RefSeq and is a predicted model, not a curated record. Gene Ontology annotation, biological process: anterior/posterior pattern specification; positive regulation of transcription by RNA polymerase II; embryonic skeletal system morphogenesis. Gene Ontology annotation, cellular component: nucleus; nucleoplasm. Gene Ontology annotation, molecular function: RNA polymerase II cis-regulatory region sequence-specific DNA binding; DNA-binding transcription factor activity, RNA polymerase II-specific. Bases 3434 to 4366 code for a protein of 310 amino acids.
UCUGUCUAAUACGAUAUUCUUGUCCCAUCUUGUCUCGCUAUGUAUAAACACAGAGGGCAGUGUUCUCUGACAAUAGCGGUGAACCGCUACAGUAUAUGCCCAUGUCUUAGUGGAAAGGAGCUGUAGUUUAAGCUGUUUGUCGUGGUAGUAAGCUCUCUUUACAUAUAUUUGUAGAAUGCACACACACACACAAAAGAAAAAGUAAAUGUAUAUACACAUUUGGGGAAAAAAUAUAUGUGUAAUCUAACGCCAUAUUUUAAUACAAAUUACAAUAAACUGAAUAAACAAUUACAUACAUUAAUAUAUAAAUACAAUAUUUAAUGUGAAACCGACUAACCUCUCUGUUUUAAGCAUGGUAAAUGUUAAUUAAAAUUAUUUUGAUAAAAAUAUAAAUUAAUUUAUAGUCAUAAAGAAAAUAAUAUUUCCUUAAUAAAUAAAUAAAAGACGUAUUAUGUUCACAGUGAACAGUCGAACAACAAAACAUAUAUUUAAUUUAUAUGAAAUUUAAAUGCUUAAGGAUACAAAAGGAAAAAAAUAAUAAUAAGUAGGUAAGGCCUUGACCUUUUGUAGAACAGCUUUGGUCACUUAAUUCACUCGAUAUUUAAGGCAAAAGAAAUAUGCUCCCAAAAAUGAAAUCAUUCAAAAUGAUUGCAAAGGGCAUACAUUGAAUAUCAUAAAGGCCUAAAAUGUCAUUCGUUCAAGAGUACACACUAAAAUCUCCCAUCUAAAAUCCUACCUUCUUUACUUAUAGAAUUUUCUGCUGAAUCUUAUUUUAUCUAUCUGUCUGUCUAUGUCUGGGGGGAUCACCUAGGCCUAUAUACAAAUGAAUCAUCAAGCAAAUUCGCCGGCGGUUAUAGCCUUUUGGAAGUCUCUACAUUAUAACUAGUUAUUGAGCUGGUGCAGGAUCUGAGGCCAUUUAUGUGCAGAGGGAAUUCAUCGCUUUUCUCUCAUCAAUAACUCCUUGGCAGUGAACUAUUGGAACGAGUCGAACGCGAGGGGUGAAAUGCGGGUCAGGCUGUCUAACUAAUAUUAAAAUGCGUCCGCAACACCAGAGCGGUGCAGAGUGGGUGGAUGGGGGCGUUUUCAGGCCUGUGGGGGUGGACAAAAAAAUCCCUAUAACAUCUGUAGGGUCUCGAAGUAAAAUAAAAGACUUGAGUUAAGGCAAAAUGGCUGUUUCCGAGCAUUUAAUUUGUUAAAGAGUUAUGUGCUGUCUGUUUGUUUGGUUUCGAUUUUAGGGAAUUUUUAAAAAAAUAAUUUCUUAUUUUUCUCUGCUUAGUUGAAAACUGGAUUUGAAAAUUGAUUGAAGAUUUGUUGCUUACAUAUAGCCUAUAUUGUUUCUAAAAAGUUUAAUUUCUUUACUGUUUUUAUAAUUUUCUUUGCUGGCUGUAUUUCCUUAUUUGUUUCGUAUCUGUUCCUGUUUCUAAACUGGAGAGAGAAUUGCAGGGCAGGGUUUUGCAGGUUAUCGGGCGGUCAUAUGGUAAUAACGUGCACAAUAAACCCCAAGGAACAAAAGAAACUUAUUUUUCAUCAGUGCUGUCACGUGUCCGCUUUGUCCACAACAUGUUUGAGACGGAAUAUUCAAGUGGGUGCUACGAUUUCGAGAUUUAGUAGAAUUUGAUAGUAAAAUUAUUUAUCGUUUUAUUUCAUCCAGGCACUGUUUCUUUUAUGUUCUACAUUUUAUUUACUCAACCCAUUGGGGUUUUGAAACGUGAUGUGGAAAUUAUCAGAAAAAAAGGCACAAAUCGUCAAAACACAUUUAAACGAAUAAAUAUUUUUGUAAGGAAAUUAUUUUGUAACGUGAACAUUUUUUUUAAUGGAACAAUGUGUUUGAUGAGUACAUGAGAUUCAAGUGAAAAGGCUAAUAAAUUGUAUAAACAAACAAACAAUAUAGGCUAAAUAAAUAAAUAAAUAUGAUUCUAAAUAAAUAAAAGCAUUUCCAAAUCAGUCUUUUAAAAAAGUUGUUGUUGGUCUCACUCCUAAUUGUUGGGUCUUAUUGCGAUAUUCUUUUUCAAGCUAUUGAAAAAAAAACACGAAAAAUACAUUACAUUAAGCAAAAAAAAAAAGCAAUUAAAAUAGUAAUUAUUGCGUUUAUUUUUUUUAUGUUAUGACAAAUAAAUAUUACUUAAAAAAUAUUGUAGGCCUACUAGUUCUGACCCUAGACCGAUUAAUUCUGACCAAAUAUAUUUUAGAUGCCAAACAGAAUCCUCUCCACAUAAUGUUUUAACCCUAUUCGAGAUGUUGAAAUUUUUCAUAGUCUAACUUGACUUAUUUCAUAGCUACGUUGAGUUCUUUUUUUUUAACUUUCAGUCGAAGAAAGGCCUGUCAGUAGUCGUCUAUAUGUACCCUGUAGAACCGAAUUUGUGUCCAAAACAUGAAAAUCGCAAGUACGUCUCUACAGGAAUACAUGGGCGAUGUAAAAUCCACGAUAGCCAAGUUGGGUUUGUAUUCGUCUCGAUUAGAGAAGCACGUGACUUUGCAUGGAAGUCUCGUGUGCUUACUACAAUAAGCAGAUGAGUUUGAAUGAACAGACCUACUACAUGAAGACAUAAACUUUCUUAGCUUAACUUGUGCAAGACAUAAAAGCGGAAAUAUGAUGUAUGCCGUCGCUGUAAACGGUUGUUUUAAAGCUGUCAUACCUUAAUUAAACACCAAAUAUUUUUCAAUCUCCAUAUUUUGUCUAAAGUCGACGAAUCGUAUACUUAAACUGUAUAAGCAUAAUAUCUAACGUAUUGUUAGGCUAUUUGGUUCUAAUAUUAACUGUAGACUAGCUUCUAUAAAUAAUAGGAAUAAAGACAUAUGUGCCAAUUACCAAGGAAAUUUGCUUUGCACUGGCACAGACUGGUUAGAGGUAAGUUAAAAUGUUAAUACUAAAAUAUUUGUUUGCCUGCAUGUUGAGUAACUUGCUGUAAUAAAAAAGCAUGGUAAAAUAGCACUGGAUAUUGUAGUAGGCUAAAAUUAUUAACCGUAUUGUAGUAGGCUAUAUUUGAUCCGUUACUGAAGCUUAAAUGUGAUAGAUUGUUUUUUAUUAAUUUAUUUUUAACAGUGUAAUUAGCGAAAAUAUUUUUGGUAACAGCACAUGCACAAGUUAACUGAGAAACAUCCCUAGGUGCUGUGGCAUGAUCUGAGAAGAUUUGGCCAUUGUGUAUGAGUGUGUGAGAGAGCGAGAGAGGGGGGAGUGCGAGAGAGAGAGAGAGAGAGGGAGAGAGAGAGAGAGAUGGAUAGAGAGACUCUAAGACUUCGCGGACAAUGGCGGAAAAUUGAAGGUAUAUUUGCGAAAGCCGUGGUUCCUUAUCCGGGGACUACAUCGCCCCAUGCCAUUGGGCCAUCGUAUCACGUGGUAAAAGUAACUUUACAGGGUUGCUCGCUAGUAGGAGGGCUUUAUGGAGCAGAAAAACGACAAAGCUAGAAAAAUUAUUUUCCACUCCAGAAAUUAAUGAUCAUGAGCUCGUAUUUGAUGGACUCUAACUACAUCGAUCCGAAAUUUCCUCCUUGCGAGGAAUAUUCGCAAAAUAGCUACAUUCCCGAACACAGCCCCGAAUAUUACAGCCGUGCAAGGGACAGUGGCUACCAGCAUCACCACCAGGAGUUAUACCCUCCGCGGGCAAGCUACCAGGAGCGUCAGUAUAACUGUGCAAGCAUCCCUGAGCCUGAUACUCAAAGAGGACAUGGACUGCCUCACGCGGGGCACCUGCUCGGAAAAGGGCAAUCUGCCUCAUGUGAGCCCCCACCGUUACCCCUGUCUCCUGCCACCCCUCCGGCUGCAUCGUCCGCCUGCAAUCAAGCCACCCCGGAGCAUCCCAACAGCUCAGCUUCUGCCAAACAACCCGUAGUGUACCCCUGGAUGAAGAAAAUUCACGUCAGCACCGUGAACUCUAGUUACAAUGGAGCGGAACCCAAGCGGUCUAGAACUGCUUACACUCGCCAGCAAGUCUUAGAAUUGGAGAAGGAAUUCCACUAUAAUCGGUACUUAACACGGCGAAGACGUAUCGAGAUUGCUCAUUCCUUGGUCCUCUCGGAGAGGCAAAUCAAAAUUUGGUUUCAGAACCGCAGGAUGAAGUGGAAAAAAGACCAUAGGCUUCCAAACACCAAAGUCAGAUCCUCUUCCUCCACGGGCAUUUCCUCCGGGUCCAACACAAGCUCAGCGGCUGGCGUUGUGGCGGCAGCUUCCACCACUAACACCAUGUCAGCCUCCGAGGACCUCUCCGGAAGCGAGCGUGGCGAGGAUAUUACAAGGAGAGCAGUUCUGCAUGGAGACAACAUGCUGAAGAAAAUUCAUCAAAACAUUAUGAAGGCCAUAUGUGGAACUUUCAAAAACUCUCUCAACCUCCUAUUCAUUCUCUGCUGGUGUCAACCAGUCCACGAAUGAAACGACGAACUCAUUGGACCAGGCGAAUGCAAAGGAAAGAGAUGAAGGGUGCAAGCAGUCAACUUCCUGCUUUCCACCAAAGUAGCCUUGGAUGAGAGAAACACAUACACCUAUAAACUUCAGCUCCAUUAACAUCAUGGAAUUAGUUGAUUCCAGGUACAGCAGUGGUGAAGUACAGGAUAGCAGCUGUUCCAACAGUGAACGGGCAUAUGCAGCAUUCACCUCGUCCCAGCUGCUCGAGCUGGAGAAGGAGUUUCACUUCAGCGCUUACCUGUGCCACAACUGGAGGCUUGAAAUGGCUGCCUUGCUGAAGCUCACUGAGUGCCAGAUUAAAAUCUGGUUCCAAAACCAUUGUAUGAAGUAUAAGAAAGUUCACAAAGAAAAGUCAAUGGCAAAGUCCUCUUACUCCUAC